Messenger RNA from Seriola dumerili (greater amberjack), 3973 nucleotides. RefSeq names its product chondroitin polymerizing factor 2 (gene chpf2). The record is from RefSeq and is a predicted model, not a curated record. Gene Ontology annotation, cellular component: Golgi cisterna membrane. The coding region runs from base 1041 to 3335 and encodes 764 amino acids. The transcript is spliced from 4 exons. NCBI's taxonomy places the organism in Eukaryota, Metazoa, Chordata, Actinopteri, Carangiformes, Carangidae. Gene Ontology annotation, molecular function: glucuronosyl-N-acetylgalactosaminyl-proteoglycan 4-beta-N-acetylgalactosaminyltransferase activity.
GCAUAGGCUCAGUCAGUGAUGAUGAGGGUGCAAACGACGUGAGAGGGACGUUAUUUCUACUCUGUGCAUGUGGCACUCAAUUUUUGAGGAAGUAAAGAAACUGAAGAACAUGGACGACAUACGUAUGCGUCCGCUGGAUGGCUUUUUACCUACAUCAACGAUCAAAAGUGGGAUUUAUGCCGUCAAGUCAGUGUUGGUGGAGAUGGAUCGAGAAGCGACAUAUCUGCACUAAAACAACGGACGCGAUGCUAGCAUGCUAGCUUGGUCUUUGAUGUUUGUUUGUCCCGACACAUAGCGCUACUGUUGUACUCUUGGGGUUAUAAUUUCAGAUGAGACGAUCAAACACUUAACGUUCCUCUCGCUUUCGAUUUGUUUUAUUACUGACUAAUUAGAUUUGCGUAAACUCAAACGGUUAACCUUACCAGGUGACACCGCGUCUUACUACAUUAGUUAGCUCACUUUAGAAGUGGCUGUUAGCGUUAACGCUAGUCAAAAUUAGUUUAGCUAAUUAACAUAGCGUUAGCACAAAAGGCAAUGUAUCCAAAAGGUAGUCAUACACAGUUUACAUAACAGUGACGAACAUAACCAGCUUGGUUUGUGAGACAGCAGUGAAGUCGCAUUAAACGUUAUGUGUUAGGCUAUUUGCAAUUAAUUGUUCUUUCAAAGGGACAAACUAGCUUAAACCGAUAACUUAGCAUCACGUUUACAAUUUGCUAUCUUCAAAAAUGAGGCUAAAGAUAAAACAGUAGGUGUUUAAAUUGAUUGCGCUAGGUAGCAACGCUUUAAAUAUACUCUUUACUUGAUCAAAACUCAAUGACGACUGUCUCACCGGAUGAGACUAAGGAAAGAGACACUAUGUGACGUUUAAGGCAAUUUUCUGUCACGGACAACAAGUCAGUUUCUCCUAACAUAAGCUAAUUUUUGACUAAAAUGUGCUAAAUUGGGGCAGAAAACUUGGCACAUCUUCAAAUGCUCUGCACAGAGUAGGUGGUAAAUCUUUCCAGAACAGCAUCAUUAAGUGUAGCUUAUAACUGCCAGAUAUGCGUCUUUCCUCGUUUUUGGCCCUGUUCAGGCCUGCUUUACCCCUUAUCCUCGGGCUGUCUCUGGGAUGCAGUCUGAGUCUUUUGAUGGUGUCCUGGACUCAAGGGGAUACCGAUGACUCCUGCAGGGACGAACUGGGCAAUGGGAGGCUUUUCCUGGGCAGAGGAGAUGCCCAGAGAGGCUCAAGAGAUGGAGCUGGAGAUGAAGACUUCCAGCCACGUAUAGUGCCCUAUCACAAAGACCCAAACAAGCCACACAAGAAAGUCCUCAGAACUCGAUAUAUCCACACUGAACUGGGCAUCAGAGAGCGGCUGCUGGUGGGUGUACUGAGCUCUCGGGCCACCCUGAACACGCUGGCCGUGGCGGUGAACCGCACAGUUGCCCACCACUUCCACCGCACUUUUUUCUUCACAGGCUUGCGUAGCCCCAAGGUGCCUCAUGGCAUGACUGUAAUUGCCCACGGUGACGACCGGCCAGUGUGGCUGAUGUACGAGACAGUGCGUCACCUCCACCAACACUAUGGCUCAGACUACGACUGGUUCUUCUUAGCCCAGGAUGACACAUACAUGCAGGCAGAUCGUCUGUCUGAGCUUGUGGGCCACCUCAGUGCGGGUCAGGACCUGUAUAUGGGCAGGGCGGAGGAGUUCAUUGGUGGAGAGGAGAAGGCACGCUACUGCCACGGGGGUUACGGCUAUCUGCUGUCUCGCAGUCUGCUGGCCCGUCUGCAACCCCAUCUUGACACCUGCCGUAAUGACAUCCUCAGUGUGAGGCCUGAUGAGUGGCUGGGCCGCUGCAUUAUUGACUACCUGGGUCUAAGCUGUGUGGAGGUGCACCAGGAGAUGACCUAUCGCUACUUCGAACUCGGGAAAAACGCCGAUCCAGAGCGUGAAGACAGCAUGCAGUUCAAAAAUGCCUUCACAGUCCAUCCUGUAUCAGAACCAAAUCUCAUGUACCGCCUACACAAACGCUUCAGCCAGAUCGAGUUGGAAUGGACUUACCAACAGAUCCAACAGCUCCAGAUGCAGAUCAGUAACCUGAGUGACCUGACACCAGAGGGUAAAGCUGGAGUCACGUGGCCUAUAGGAAUCAACCAUCCCUUCAAACCAAAAACCCGUUUUGAGGUUAUAAACUGGGAGUACUUCACGGAAGAGCAUAUUUACUCAUGCGUUGACAGCUCUCCAAAGUGUGAAAUAAGAGGAGCGGACCGCGCCGAUGUUAAUGCAGUUCUGGAGAUUGCAGUGGAGCGUCUAAAUGAACGUUACCAGCCCCAGCUGCGCUUCCGUAAACGCCGUCUACUUAAUGGGUACCGGCGCUUUGAUCCUACACGUGGUAUGGAGUACAUGCUGGACCUCGCCCUGGAGGCCUACACCCAGAAAGGCCACAGUCAAGUCAUUAUAAAACGGGUCAACCUGUUGCGUCCUCUCAGUGCCGUUGAGAUUAUCCCCAUGCCUUAUGUGACAGAGGCUACACGGGUGCAGGUCAUCCUACCUGUCACUGCCCAGGAUCAGGAUUAUGUCAGUAACUUCCUGGACAUGUAUGUGAUGAACACUCUUGAUACCCAUGAUAAUGUUUUACUCACGUUCUUGUUCAUAUAUGAUCCGUUUGAUGCGCAGCGAGUCAGCCAGACCGACGUGUUUGCUGGCAUCAAGGCCAUGAUCGGGGAGGUGGAGAAACGCUACGGUGACGUGAAGAUUCCCUGGAUCAGCGUGAAGACGGAGGUGCCUUCACAGGUCAAGCUGAUGGACAUCAUCUCUAAGAAGCAUCCAGUGGACACGCUGUUUUUCCUGUCCAGCGUCUGGACAGAAAUCAACGCUGACUUCCUGAACCGCUGCAGGAUGAAUGCCAUCAGCAACUGGCAAGUCUUCUUCCCCAUCCACUUCCAAGAGUACAGCCCUGCUGUCGUCUACCGCGACCAGCAGCCCUCCGCGGCCUCCUCCUCUUUUGCCUCUGAGUCGCUGCGAGACGGCCACUUUGACCGCCACGUCUUUGACGAGGCUUGCUUUUACAACGCGGAUUACAUGACCGCGCGGACCAAGAUGGCUGCUGACAUCUUGGACAACGAGGAGCUGCUGGAAAGCAUGGACGUGUACGACAUAUUUGUUCGCUACUCAGGCUUACACGUAUUCAGAGCUGUAGAGCCGGCGCUUAUUCAGAAAUACGUACGGCGAGCGUGCAACCCACGGUUCAGCGAGGAUAUCUACCACCGCUGUGUACUCAGCAACCUGGAGGGCCUGGGGUCACGCUCACAUCUAGCCAUGGCUCUUUUUGAGCAAGAGCAGGCCAACAGCACCUAGACGUCAUCUGGAUCACUGGGAUGACGUGCUACUUUGAGAGUGUUGAGGCCUCAUAGUUACAGCCUGGAUGCAGAAUAAUGUGAAUUGUAAUAUGGUACUUUUAUGACCCAUACACUGAAAUUCUCACACUUGUAUUUGGCAGAAAGAGAUAAAGAUCGGCUGGAAAACAACAGCAACGUCUUGUGCGCGGACACAUCGACAGAGCUGGUGAAGCUCAAACUUGUAUUCUACAGCUGAAAAUCUCUUCUGAAUUAUGAGUCUGUGUGUUUGAAUCUGUCAUGUCUAGACGAAUUAUGAGUCAUGAAAGUGUCUUCUCGCACAGCUCCCUGGACGUGGACUACAGACAUUCACAGAAUAUAGAUGAGCUGUUGUAUUCCUGCGGGUGACGUAUUUUUACAGGAGCUGAGGGACAAUAUUUAUACUCCAUUAAAUAUAUGAACUUCUGUCGUGAAAUAAUAAAUGAACAAAAGCCUUCAUUGUUAAGAAUGAAUUGAGGAAAAAAAAACUUGAGCCAUAAGUCUUCCUUUGUGAAGAUAUUUAAAAUAAUACUGGAACAAGCCGGGGCCAGUGGCUGCCUUUACUUUAAAGAUAUGUUCUGUUUUUUUAAGAGAUAUUAAAGAACGAUAUUUCUUCUGUGA